AUGCAAGAUAAUGAUGACAAGAGCGCAGCAGUUUCCCCGGUGUUUAAUGGCGACAAGGCUACAGAUGGAACGAACCGUGAACCGAAGGCGAAUGACGAGGUAAGUAGUAAAUCGGAGGAAACUUCACCUUCUAAAGUAAUAGAAAGCCUUGAUAUUAUUGCCGGAGUGUCCGAGAAACGAUUUGGGCGUUCUCACAGCGAGUCUUCAGAUGAAGAUGAAGUGAGUGGUGAAGAGUCUGAUGAAGAGGAAGAAAUACCACCCUUACUUAAGUAUACAAGACUCAACAAGUUACCAACGAACUUCUUCAAGCGAGACUCGAUAUCAGCUUGUUUAUUUCAUGAAGAUUUCUUUGCAUUUGGUACUCAUGCAGGUCUGCUACAUCUUACCUUGCCGGACUUUACUCCAAUUCAAACCGUCAAGUUGCAUCGCUCUUCAAUCCUAUCCAUCCAUUCCGAUGGAAACUACUUUGCUACUGGUUCUAUCGAUGGUACGGUGGCAAUUGGGCUAAUUGAAGACCUUUCCACGGUCACUUCCUUUGAUUUCAAAAGGCCAAUUCAAGCAGUGGUUCUUGACAGCGAUUACAAAUCUUCUGCAACGUUUGUCUCUGGUGGAAUGGCUGGAGAAGUCAUUCUGUCCCAAAGAAACUGGCUAGGUAACCGAAUAGAUACGGUUUUAGCUAAGGGACAAGGACCAAUCAUGGGUAUUUUCACUGUGGACGAUGUGAUAUUAUGGAUGAAUGAUGCAGGAAUUACCUUUUGCAGUAUUCAUUCAAGGGCCCAUCUUUUGAAUGUCCCAUUUCCAACAGAUGACAAGGAAGAAGCCAGGCCAGCGCUUUAUAGACCGCAUGUCCAUUUUCCUGAGAGCGAUCGAAUAAUUGUAGGUUGGGGAGACCAUGUAUGGAUGUUCAAGGUGUCUCUGAAGACUAAUGGUGAAUACGGGAAGAACUUUGGGUCUAUCCUUUCCAGUGCAGCAUCAAGUUUAAGAGCUGUGCCGGAUAAAAAGGUAGAAUUAGAGCAUUAUUUCCGAAUAAGAAUCCAUAUGGCUGGCAUCGCAUCGUUCAAAGAUGAUCAGAUUAUGUGCCUGGGUUUCGAAGUGGACGAUAUUGAAAACAAACUAGCAGCAAAAAUACCAGAGCUUGAAAUUAUAGAUACAGUAAGCGGUGAAGAAAUUUAUAACGACGAAGUGGUAUCGAAAAACUAUCAAAAUCUUUCCUUAAAUGAUUAUCAUUUAGGUAAGCAUAUUGGAAAGACUUCACCGGAGUACUUUUUUAUAAGUGCUAGUGAUUGCAUACACGUUCAGGUUUUCUCGCUAAAAGAUCAUUUCGACUGGUACGUACAAAGAGAAAACUACCUGAAAGCCUGGGAAGUUGGAAAAUACGCUGUCAGUUUAAAUGAUCGACUGGCUGUGGGCUUUCAGUAUGUCGAUCAACUUAUCACUGACAAACAGUGGAAAAACGCUGCCUCCUUCACCGCAGCAAUAAUUUCCAUUGUCAAUAAUAGUGAAGACAAACAAGUUAAGAAUGAGACCUUGCAAAAAAGCCAAGAUGUGUUUCUGAAUAUCAUUGAAAAUGGAGAGGUGGACUAUGUGUAUGAUACCAUACCCACAGAGCCGCAACUUGACAAACACCUCUAUGAUGCAAUAUUGAGCUUUUUCUUGAAAGAGCUGAAGUUAAAAGAGUUCUUCAAAUGCAUUCAAAAAUGGCCGCUUAGGGUUUUCUCAUACCAAAAGUUCGAAGAACAGUUAGAAGAGAGAAUUGAAAAGCAUGAUGAACUUGAAGGCGCAUACCGGGAUGCCAUUAUUCAUUUGUUUCUGGUUCAAAAGCUGUAUUCUAAGGCCAUUCCUCACAUGAUCAAAAGAAAGGACAUCAGAGCUUUGAGCAUUCUGCUGACCCAUAACUUAAUCUCUCAAUUUGCUGACGAUAUAUUGGAAAUUCUGCUCAUUCCUUAUGAUGAUACUCUUGAAAAUUUGCCCAAUUUACCUCUCGAUAAGCUAGCAGUUACUUUUCGAAUUCCGAUCGAUCUACUGGUCAAAAAUCGUCACAGCCUCGAAGUUAGUAAAAUCGUCAAAAAGCUGGAGAGUCCAAAGCAGCUGAGAGUCAUUCUCUUUCUUUAUUUGAAGAAGUUAUCAGUUAUUGAUCCCGAUGCCACAGCUCCUCUAGAGAACGAUAUGAUUAGCCUGUAUGCAGACUAUCAACGAGACCAACUACUCAACUUUUUGAAGAAAAGGGUGAACUAUGAUGUCGAAAGAGCCAUCGAAUUUUGCUCUAAGCGGAAAGGGUUUCAUAAUGAGCUGAUUUAUUUAUGGGGGAAAAUUGGUGAGAACAAGAAGGCAUUAUCUUUGAUUAUUGAUGGACUAAACGAUCCCAAGCUUGCCAUUGAGUUUGUCAAGAGCUGGGGUGACUCCGAACUAUGGGAAUUUAUGGUCGGCUACAGUAUGGAUAAACCUAAGUUCGUUAAAGCAUUAUUGGAUUCGCCGGAUGAAUUCGGUAAAAUUUAUCUUGAGGUAAUCAAAGCGAUGCCGACGGAAAUGCAUAUUAAUGGCUUACAAGCAACAUUGGUAAAUAUUUGCAGAAGUAAUGCAUUAAAUCUACAAGUCAGUGAGAAUGUUUUCAAAUUAAUCGAUGAUGAAAGCAAGGAAUACGGCAUAGAAUAUUUGAAAGCAUUAACAAAGGGUAAGGUCAUAAAUAUCAACGAUGAGCUGUAA
Messenger RNA from Torulaspora delbrueckii, 2703 nucleotides. RefSeq names its product Vps41p (gene VPS41). Gene Ontology annotation, biological process: protein targeting to vacuole; macroautophagy; vesicle-mediated transport. Gene Ontology annotation, molecular function: protein binding. Gene Ontology annotation, cellular component: HOPS complex; late endosome. The record is from RefSeq and is a predicted model, not a curated record. NCBI's taxonomy places the organism in Eukaryota, Fungi, Ascomycota, Saccharomycetes, Saccharomycetales, Saccharomycetaceae. Bases 1 to 2703 code for a protein of 900 amino acids. The transcript has a single exon.